AUGAAUAUUACAACUUUAAGAAAUGUAACAGAUGUUGAUGGUUUUGUUGCUAAUUAUGCAAUGACUAUUGCAGGAUUGUACAGUGUCCUUGGAGUACUUGAAAUUUAUGGAAAAAUUUACACAUCAAGAAAUGUCAAAAUAAUGAUAGCAUUCAUUUGGAUAAUACCAUUUUUUAUAUUUGCCAUGGCAUUUACUGAACUUUAUGGAAAAGUGGGUCAAAGUUCAAAGAGUUUAAUUUGCACAAUGCUACGUAAAGAUGGACAUGAUAUUAGAUUGAUUAGUACUUUGGCAAGUUUUAUAAUACCAUUUACAGUUACAUCAAUAACAUUUCUUUUAAUAUAUAAAAAAGUACGUUUUAAUGAUUCAACAAAAGAAUCUAAUGGUCAAGAAAAUGAAGUUAAUGAUUUGUCAAUGUUUAAAAUAAUGUUGGUAAUAUUUAUCUGUCUUUUAAUAUGUUAUUUGCCAAAGCCAUUACUUGCUGUAUUUGAUGAUAAUCGUGAUUAUCCAAAAGUAAAUGUCAUUGGUGAAAGUAUUUAUUGGACUCAUGUAUUUACAAAUCCAAUUAUAUUUUUUUUUACUGGUAAACUUUAUCGUGAAGCUUAUCGACAAAUGAUGUUUUCAUCUGGUAAAAAAAAAACAACUAAUAACCAAGCAACAAUGUAG
Messenger RNA from Aphidius gifuensis, 663 nucleotides. RefSeq names its product protein trapped in endoderm-1-like. Gene Ontology annotation, molecular function: G protein-coupled receptor activity. NCBI's taxonomy places the organism in Eukaryota, Metazoa, Arthropoda, Insecta, Hymenoptera, Braconidae. Gene Ontology annotation, cellular component: membrane. Bases 1 to 663 code for a protein of 220 amino acids. The transcript has 2 exons. Gene Ontology annotation, biological process: G protein-coupled receptor signaling pathway. The record is from RefSeq and is a predicted model, not a curated record.